Amorphotheca resinae ATCC 22711 is the source of this 1797-nucleotide messenger RNA. RefSeq lists its product as hypothetical. Gene Ontology annotation, cellular component: actin cortical patch. Bases 261 to 1487 code for a protein of 408 amino acids. The record is from RefSeq and is a predicted model, not a curated record. The transcript is spliced from 4 exons. NCBI's taxonomy places the organism in Eukaryota, Fungi, Ascomycota, Leotiomycetes, Helotiales, Amorphothecaceae. Gene Ontology annotation, molecular function: actin filament binding; phosphatidylinositol binding. Gene Ontology annotation, biological process: actin cortical patch localization; actin filament bundle assembly.
CCCGACAACUUUUCCACCCCGGCAUCCUGCAGAUCGUGCGAACCCGCCAGACGUAAUAUACUACAUACCAAUCUACGAUCUUUAAGUCCAGAACCUUCUUUUCUGCUCGACCAAGUCUCCCAGCAAAUCCAUAUCUGCGCAAGAAAGUCCACCUCUUCUGCGCCCCUCCACAGGCUUCUCCAAGAUAUCCGACCCAGCGUCUCUCGCGCAUACUUGGAUUACGCAGCUGUUUACUGCCGCUCGCUCGAGACCAUCAUACAAUGGGGAUCCAUAACCCGCUGCCGUCGUCUAUGGCGUCGGAGUGCAGGAAAUGCGGAAAGAUCCUGACCUCCUUCGUUGACCCUCGACAAGCCUUCGGGCCCGACAAGAUCAUUCCUCCCUCGGUGCUGGCAAAUGCAAAGGGCCUCGCAAUCCUCACAGUCAUCAAAGCUGGAUUCCUCGGAUCCGCAAGAUAUGGCAAUGGUAUCGUCGUCGCCCGACUCGCAGAUGGUACUUGGAGCGCUCCUUCGGCCAUAGGAACGGCUGGCGCCGGCUUCGGAGGGCAAAUCGGUUUCGAGCUCACUGACUUUGUAUUCAUUCUCAACGAUAUGCAAGCUGUGCGAACAAUGUCUCAGCAAGGAACUCUUACACUUGGAGGCAACGUAUCAAUUGCAGCAGGGCCUGUGGGACGAAAUGCUGAGGCGGCAGGCGCAGCGAGUAUGAGGGGUGUGGCGGGUAUCUUCAGUUACUCGAAGACGAAGGGCUUGUUCGCCGGUGUGUCGUUGGAAGGUUCAGCGAUUAUCGAGAGGAGAGAUGCAAAUGAGAGGCUUUACGGGCAGCGAUUUACGGCGCAACAGCUUCUGGAGGGUGCGGUACGGCCACCGCCUGCCGCGGCACCCUUGAUGAAUGUGUUGAAUUCCCGUAUCUUUUCCGGAGUUGGUGGAUGGAACGAUUCCAUAUACAACGAUAUCCCAGUGUAUGAUGACGAACAUGAUGAUGUGGUAUGGGAGGGGCGAAGAGGACCCGCAUAUGGCGAGGGAGUGAGGAGAGAUCGUACUGGAAGCGUCGCUGAUCGCGAUUCCGACUAUAUGUACAGCGACAGGCCUAGACGCGCGAAUACCUGGGCCGACGACACCUAUGACCGACCAUAUGAUCGCUCCUAUGACCGUACACCGUCUCAGGUCAGCUCCUUUGGUACAGGCCGACGGCGAGCAGGAAGCGGUUUUGAUGACGAUUACACCUAUUCUGAUAACCCUCCUUCAGGAAGAGUUGGUCCGGGUAGGCCAGCAGCACCGAAGCCUCUGUUCCAAAACAAGACGGGUGGUUUGAAGAGUAAUGAGGCGGUGGCCUUGUUCACGUUCGAUGCUGAUCAACCUGGUGAUUUGGGAUUCAAGAAGGGCGAGAUCAUCACAGUCACGAAGAAGACAGAUAGCACGAAUGAUUGGUGGACGGGCAUAAUCGGCACCCGAGUAGGAAUAUUCCCCGCCAACUACGUGCAAAUGAAAUAGAUGAAGCCUUUCCCCGGACUCGGAUUCAUCAUUUGGGGACAGAAUAACAAUUUGCGGAUACCCGGCUUCUUUUUUCUUUGGGUAACUAACUUCAUAUUUCUUACGACUUUCAUGCAUGGGUUUUGAGUGUGGUCUGCGAUUUGCAUAGCGAUGAGCACGGUAUACCCAGACACACUCGUUUUCCUCACAAAAACGGAGAUGGAUGGAUGGAUGGGGUUGGUUAGCAUAUAGGGGUCGCGACGUAACGAGGAGUUCGGUUUAAAGUUAAACAAACUAUUUGAUAGCCUUCUUCGUCUUUAUGAAUGGAAAG